AUGUAUGCCAUCAUUGCAAUGAGACAUUUCCACGUAUUGUUGAGGACAGUGGAAAUUGGCAGAGAGGGUGUGGAGCGCAUGCGCGAGGUCCAAGGACACGAGCCGUGGCUCAGUCUGACGGGAGGCACCGUCGCGGCUACCUGUCUCCGAGGUGAGGAUGCGGACUGCCGCAUAGACCAGGAGCCCGCUCUGUGCCCGCAUGCCCGCCCCACCAGCUCCUGGAGGCCGCAGAGCGACCCCUAG
Danaus chrysippus (African queen) is the source of this 243-nucleotide messenger RNA. NCBI's taxonomy places the organism in Eukaryota, Metazoa, Arthropoda, Insecta, Lepidoptera, Nymphalidae. The record is from the annotation of a GenBank genome assembly.